This is a messenger RNA of Morchella importuna, 624 nucleotides long. RefSeq lists its product as uncharacterized. Gene Ontology annotation, molecular function: nucleosome binding. Gene Ontology annotation, cellular component: Swr1 complex. Bases 1 to 624 code for a protein of 207 amino acids. Gene Ontology annotation, biological process: chromatin remodeling. The record is from RefSeq and is a predicted model, not a curated record. Lineage: Eukaryota; Fungi; Ascomycota; Pezizomycetes; Pezizales; Morchellaceae. The transcript is spliced from 2 exons.
AUGCCGACAAUUGAAGUCCUCCCUUCGUCUUCAACUACCAGUGGCCCAAACUGGACCUACUCAAAUCUUCCUCCAGCCCUCGCUCAUAGGAAUACGCUACCGGUGGCGACCCGUGUUCGGGCAACUCGAAACAAUAAUUUUGAAAAUAGCGCAGCAAGGCAACGGCAAAUUAAUACCAGGAUAUUAGAGCUGGAAAAUGACAACUAUAGGGAUGUGAAUAUACCGAUUCCAGUCAAAGGGAAGGGGGGACGAUCUUCUAAUAGGACGAAAGCAAGCAGCACACAAAAUGUCCGCCGUAUUCUUGCUUCCCAAAAGACGUUCGCAAACCAUUUAGCAGAUGAAGAAGCUUUGCACCCUAGCGUUACCGGUUCCGCGGCAGCGACCCCUUCUCACCCAACAUCCGGAUUAUUAGAUGCACAAGUGUUACAGGAUGAGGAGGACGCAGGUCAGCCUUUGGGAUACAUGGCCGCGGCUUCGGCGCCCCCUACGAAACCCAAGAGGGUAUUCUGUGAGAUUUGUGGGUAUUGGGGGAAAUAUCGAUGCCAAAGGUGUGCGGCAAGGUAUUGCGGGUUGGAAUGUGGUGCUGUGCAUACAGACACGAGGUGUAAUAAGUUUUAUGCCUAG